Entrophospora sp. SA101 is the source of this 277-nucleotide messenger RNA. The record is from the annotation of a GenBank genome assembly. Lineage: Eukaryota; Fungi; Glomeromycota; Glomeromycetes; Entrophosporales; Entrophosporaceae.
GGCUAAACUAGUUAAGUUAGCAAAAAAGGUAUUUAAACUGUGGAAGAUAAAAGUGCAGAAAAAUCACCAAACGGACAUCAUGUUUAAGAAGAUAACAAAAGACCAACAAGAGUUUUCAUCUUCUUCCCUAACUUCUGAGUCAUUGGAUAAUCAAACAAAGGAAACUCAGGUACGGUUAUGGUUAAAUCAAAACUAUCCCCAAGACCAGAGAAGUCAAAUAAGAUACUUAGAAAUCAGCGGAAAAGGACUAGUAGGUUCACUUGACUUAACUGAUUUU